Molecule: messenger RNA, 976 nt
Organism: Eruca vesicaria subsp. sativa (arugula)
Lineage: Eukaryota; Viridiplantae; Streptophyta; Magnoliopsida; Brassicales; Brassicaceae
Source: the annotation of a GenBank genome assembly
ACACUCAUUAGAAUCAAUCAACAAUAGCACACACAAUGCAGCUUCAUAAACUCUGUUUUCUUGCUCUGUUCUUGGCUCACACCACUCUCGCCUUCAAUCUCAGCCUCGAAACCUCAAACAUAGCCUUCCUUGGAGACGCAGAGCUCGGUCCUGCAUCAGAUGGCGUGAGUCGCUCCGGAGCUCUCUCCAUGACCCGAGACGCAAACCCUUUCUCUCACGGCCAAGGUCUUUGGUCCACUCCAGUUCCUUUCAAGCCUUCUUCAAACACUUCUUCUCCUUAUACAUUUGAAACUUCUUUCAUUUUCUCCAUCGCUCCUAGCACCGAACCCGCCCCGGGACAUGGCCUCGCCUUCAUCGUGGUCCCUGCUCUUGACAACAGUAAUGCUGGUCCCGCUGGAUUCCUCGGAAUCCUGAAUAAAACCAACAAUGGCAACCCUGAAAACCAUGUUUUUGCUGUCGAGUUCGAUGUUUAUAAGGACAAAUAUCUUGGAGACAUGAAUGAUAACCAUGUCGGUGUAGAUGUUAACUCUCUAACCUCUGUCGUUGCCAAGAAAGCUGGUUAUUGGGUUCAGAUAGUAAUAGGGAAAACGAAAAUGUGGAGGUUCAAGGAGGUGAAGCUGAGCGAUGGAGAGAGGUACAAGGCUUGGAUUGAGUAUAGAGAGUCCAAAGUUACAGUCACUCUCGCGCCAGAAGGCGUUAAGAAACCUCAGAAGCCAUUGAUCGUUGCGCAAUUAGAUCUCUCCGAGGUUUUUCUCGAAAACAUGUACACAGGUUUUGCUGGUGCCAUGGGCCGUGACGUUGAGCGUCAUGAUAUUUGGAGCUGGACCUUCCAGAACAGCGCUAAGGACACCUGAACCACUGCUGUUCGCUUAUGUUUGUAUGUCUUUUUUACUCAGAGAGUAAUAACUAACCUGAGUUAAUAAUUAAAAAAAAAUUGUCGUUUACUGGAUUGCAUUUUCGUACUAGUGGCCAAACC